Caenorhabditis auriculariae is the source of this 1430-nucleotide messenger RNA. The record is from the annotation of a GenBank genome assembly. NCBI's taxonomy places the organism in Eukaryota, Metazoa, Nematoda, Chromadorea, Rhabditida, Rhabditidae.
AUGUGUGAAGACUCUUCUGGAGGUAGAUUUAUCCCACCGAAGAUCAACUCCCUUUAGAGAGGAAGAAUUUUAGAACACGUUAGUAAGAACUUUUUUUUUACCCAUUUUAUCUUUAAAAAAUCUCUUGACCCUGUUGAAGAUGUUUAAUGUGAUCCAGAAACCGCGAAUAGCCUCAAUCCGAGCCCUGAGGCAUUCAUUUCUCAUGCUCCCCGACCCAACGACGACAGAGGUGCGAAGAAGAAGCUGAAGACGUCGAUUGGCACGCGGCGCCAAAAAAGGAGUGUAUCGACUUCUGCCGCCAGCUGCGUUUUUCGCAUUCCUUCGGACUCUGCGCACUUCCUACCUACCGAACUUUUCUCGGAGUGAGGAAAAACCUCACUUCUGCAUUUUCUCUUUUUUUUGUCUCAAAAAUUUGGUUUUUUAAACACUCAAACCUUUGUUCGCGAUGAAUGGAGAAUUUCUUCUACGGAAAAUUAUCUUUGUCAAUGUAGUCCUAGGCAACGUUCAUUAAAUGAGACUGCUGACGAAGCUUUUAUACAUACUUCAACGCUACCAAAUUUGUCGAAUCACAUAUUGAAGCAUUGUCGGCAGUCUUUUUCAAUCAACUUUCCUAAGACUAAAUCCACAGAACAGUUGAUUGCAGAAAAUUUCUAUCCACCAGGGAUGAGCCAUGAGUAAAUAAUUUCUUUCUUGCAGACAACACUUGGUCAAUUUUUAGGAAAAUAAAACCAGCGCUUUUGUUUCUCAUGAGCUUUCUCCCGUGUGAAACUCGUUGUCUGCCCACAAAGGACGGCAGAUUUCGUGCUUCGUGUUUCUGUGAUUCUAUAGUAGCGAGUCUUGAAAGUCCAAACUGAUGACAAAGUCUGUAGUUUUGAGAAGAAAAAAUCAAAUAGUUCACCUAGCAUGUUCGCCAAUAUUUACUUUGACCUCCCUGUUCUCCCAAAUGAAGAAGUUGGUUGGAACUUUUAGAGUCUCCAUCUAGUACAAAAUAACUUGAGCCAAUACCCUAAAAAUUGCAAAACAGAGAGAAAUAUGAUCUACUUUGUCAAAACGUUUAAUUUUGAUUAUUUUUCAAUGUCGCCUACAUUAUGUAGGUUUAGAACUGAAUACUUGUUUCAAAAGUUUCUUAGUGAGCCCGUUUGUCGGUCUUUCAGCUGAAAUGACAACGGUUUUUAUUAUUCUCCGAGAGAACCAGUGGAUUCAAAGAAUUGGCAACAUUGAGAUCGAUCCUGCAUUCGGAAUUACCUCAAAGCGGGGGAAUCCACGGAAAUGCAUGGCGACAUAAGCUGCGUGUCCUCGCCGAGGAAAUCUCUCGCGGGACAGCUGCCGCCGCCGCUCCUUCCGAAUUGUUCCCGCUUCUUGCUCUUCCGCCACACUUGCCAUCCCCUUUUUCGGCCUCCGAGCUUCUUCUCUUCUCUGUUUGGAAAUGA